AUGGCAGAGGUAAUUAACUUACCUCCCGAAUCUCACGACCGAUCUCCCACCACUGCUCCUCCUCCGAAUCCCCUGCCUCCUCAUCCUCCUCCAGCCGACGACGAUCUCCCUCCUCCACCUCUCCCUCGUCGGAGAGACUUUCGCGACGACAGGGAUUUCGAUCGCCGUCCCUUCCGCGGCGGCCGAGGCGGUGGACGAGGUGGUUUCUACAACCGUGACAAACGCCGUCGCAGCCCUAGCCCUAAUUACCGUGACCGCCGCUAUUCUCCUCCUCAGCAGUCUCGACGUUCGCCUCCUCCGUUUAAGAGAUCCAGAAGGGGGAGCCCGCAUAGACCUAACGACAGAUUUGGCUAUGAUCACUUUGGUGGCGGCUAUGAAAGGGGAGUGGGCGGAAGGGGUGGUUAUGCAGAUGAUAGACCUGUUGGCAGGUUUCCACAUCGAUCUGCAGGGGGAUAUCAAAACGGAAUUUCUGAUCUAGAUGCCGCUCGUGGUUAUGCAGAUGGGCCAAGUGGAGGUGCUCGAAGAUCCAAACAAAUGCAGUGUGAGUGUAAGGAGGAACAAGGUGCUGCAAAAUAUUGGAGGACAGUUGUUAUCUAA
Molecule: messenger RNA, 597 nt
Organism: Vicia faba (fava bean)
Lineage: Eukaryota; Viridiplantae; Streptophyta; Magnoliopsida; Fabales; Fabaceae
Source: the annotation of a GenBank genome assembly